Ostrinia nubilalis (European corn borer) is the source of this 2707-nucleotide messenger RNA. RefSeq names its product receptor-type tyrosine-protein phosphatase kappa (gene Ptp36E). Gene Ontology annotation, molecular function: protein tyrosine phosphatase activity. NCBI's taxonomy places the organism in Eukaryota, Metazoa, Arthropoda, Insecta, Lepidoptera, Crambidae. Gene Ontology annotation, biological process: protein dephosphorylation. The transcript has 19 exons. Bases 506 to 2635 code for a protein of 709 amino acids. The record is from RefSeq and is a predicted model, not a curated record.
GUUCGCGCCGCGACCACGCUCCGCGACAACGCGACAACGCGCUAAAUUUACUCGCCAGUGACUCUGAUACACCACCGCUGACCCACUGAUAGUGUAGUGCUAACCCAGUGUGAGUGACCCCCGCCCAUUGCGCCCGCGACACACCAGUAAAGCACAAGCUCCAAUCAUGCACGAGUAAGCACGAAUAGACGAGACUAUUCCAAGUCGCGGGGUGACUUCCACCGAACAAAACAUGUCCGGGCUAUUAUGAUAGCGCACAACCCACCGCUUCCCGAAUUCGCCAAUCAACCGUAAUGUGUUAGACUAUACAUUGUGUCAAAUUGUAUAAAGUGUAAAUAUUAGUGUUUUGAUAUAAUAUUCAUAGUUAUAGUUAGUAGUUUCCGAUGAAAAUUUUCGGUUAAAAAUAUAAAAGUUUUGGUGUCGUAAAAUGAUAAUGUGCAAUUAAUACCGUUGACGUCAGUUGAUCGCGUUAAAACAGUGGCAGUUGGUAAAUAGUGUAGUCGGCAUGUCGUCGCGCACGGGACAGCGCGGAACGUCCGUGGCUGCCAGCCAGAGGAACCGCCAGCGGUCGCGGUCUACCAACCGGUAUGACGCGGAGAAGAAGCCGAAGAAGAACAAGGACCUUCGCACGAGCGGCACCACCAGCCUCGUCUCCAUUCCUAACAGCAUCAAGCUGACGAUGCUUAACAGCGGCCUCAUACCUAUCAACCGAGUGACGUUUAAACCACAGACCGACGAGAACGGGUCGAUAUGCGAGACCAUACCGGACCGGCCCGUGGAGAUCAAGAACUUCCCCAAACUGUGCGAGCAGCGGCGAAAGUUCCCGGUACUCUACAAACUAGAAUUCCAGAGAGCUGGUAGUCUCCGUGGCGCCAUUAGCAUCACGGAGGGGAUGAAUGCUACAGCAGUUAAAGUGGAGACACAUUCAUGUCGACACGCAACCAAGAAGAGUAACGCGCACAAGAACCAAAACCAGAAAGUAAUACCUUACGACUACAACAGAGUGGUGCUAGAUUCAGUGGACCGGGAGCCAGACUCCGAUUACAUUAAUGCUUCCUAUAUAGAUAGUGUUUUAAAGCCGAACGCGUAUAUAGUGACGCAGGGGCCAACGGAGGACACGGUGGUCAGCUUCUGGCGGAUGAUCUGGCAGGAGCGCGCCGCCGCCAUUGUGAUGCUCACCAAGACUUUCGACUUUAUCAAGGUUAUGUGUGUUCAAUACUGGCCACCGAACAAAGAGAAAGACGAGACGUACGGCGACAUCAGCGUGGGGAUCGUCCAGGAAGAGGAGCUGGCCAAUUUCCACAUAAGAACUUUUAGACUUUACAAGACAGAAAAAGACGUGGUGGUGGAGGAGCGGUUCAUCCUUCAGUUCCACUACACCCAGUGGCACUCGCACACGUGUCCGUUCAGCAACGCACUCCUGGAGUUCAGGAGACGCGUCAGGGCGGUGGUGGGGAGACGGCUGGCCACCAACCCGGCUGCUGGGCCAAUGGUGGUGCAUUGCAAUGACGGAGGAGGUCGAUCGGGCGUGUACUUGGCCAUCGACGCCAACCUAGAGUUAGCUGAAGAAGAAGACUGCUUUGAUGUUUUCGGGUAUCUGAAGAAACUCAGACAAUCAAGAAAAGGCCUUAUUGAGAACGAGGAACAAUACAAAUUCGUGUACGACACGUUAGAAGAGCACGUGGUGUGUGGCAUUUCCUGGUUCCCCGUCUCCGAACUAUCUCAAAGACUGAAACAGAAAUCGCAGAGGGACCCCUUGUCGAAACUCAACGAGUACCAGAAGGAGUACCAGCAGAUAUGCAAGCAGACCCCACGGUUUACCAUCGGGGACUGCGCAGGGGGGCAUAGGGGGGACAACAGAGAGAAGAAUAGGGACGUGCUGGUUGUUCCACCGGACAAUUUCCGACCGUACCUGACGUCGUUCCAGGGCAACAGUUUUACGGACUACAUCAAUGCUGUCUUCGUGGACGGAUACACGAAGCCUCGGGAGUACAUAGUGACAGAAUGGCCUUUAGUGAGGACACAGGGAGAGUUCUGGUCGCUAGUGUACGACUACGAGUGCGCGGCGGUGGUGGUGCUAUGCGUACCACCCAAGAAUUCACAACAAUUCCCACCAUUCUGGCCCGAAGGCCGACAUUCUAAGAAAUACGGCCCCGUUUUCACGAUAGACCACGUCUCGCACAACCACUACACAAACAUCAAGACCUGGAUCUUCAGAAUCAACAAGAAGAUCGUAUCGCUCACGGAGCUGAUGGCUGGAGUGAAGGCACCGCCGAAGACAGUGCAACUGUUCCAGCUGACCUGCUGGCCCAUGGGCCACAAGGUGCCGUCGUCCACCAAUUCACUGGUCGAGCUCAUGAACAUGGUGGAGCGAUGGCGACAGCGAACCGACUACGGACCAGUUUGCGUCGUGUCACCGGACGGACGCAGCCGCGCGGGCGUGUACUGCGCCGCCAACGCCUGCAUCGAGCAGGUCAUCCAGCACGGCGAGGUGGACGUGUUCCAGGCCGUCAAGACCGUGCGCCGCCACCGCCCGCAGCUCGUCGAGAACAUGACCGAAUACAAAUACUGCUACGAUCUGGUGCUCCACUACGUGCUGCAUUACUUGAACAAAGAUAUGAACGAAAAGAAGUGAGAGUGCGAAUUGAAGGACGAGCUCUGGUUCAUCGAGUUCGGUCGCGGCGCCGCGCUGCCGACCACCCCGGAG